AUGCGAGCGUCCAAAAAGGGGCGAGGCGUCCAAGAAGACGCAAACCGUCAACCCGCCAACUCGCCUGCCUCGUCGCCCGCCUCUAGCUUGGCCUCGCCGAGUGCAGGCGCGGGACCGGCGACGAUGCCUGAAGAUGUUGCUGGCAAGACCGCGUCUGCCUCGGGCGCCUCCAAGGGGAAGCAAAAGGCGAGUGCCGCGAGCGGGAAGCAGAGCGCGGCUUCAGCCGGGGCCCAAGGGUCGGGCAAGGGCCGGCGCGGCAGCGCGGAGGAGGAGGCGCGGGGGGGAGGCUCCGCGGGGGCGAGUCGCGACGCGGAGAGUAAACUGCAGGCAAAGGCCGGCACGAAGCGAAGCAGCAGCAUGAGUGCGCGAGAGGAUCCCGGCGGGUCGGCGUCCGCGCCGUCGUUGCCGUCGUCCGGUCGGCGGUCGGCGAGUGGCGAGGAGAAGACGCAGAAGGGCGCGGCGACAAAGAAGAGCCCCGUGAAAGCGGACAAGGGGAAGGCCGAGAAGAAAGAAGGUCGGGGACAGAUCCCGGCAGGCGGCCAGAAAGCCUCAGGGGUGAAGGACGGCGGAGACACCAGUGCCGCAGGGAAGGGCGAGAAAGGCGGUCCGCAAGACGAGAAGGGGGCGGAUGCCUCGAGCCGGAAGAAAGGGCCGACCGACGCGAACCGCAAACGGGGGAGCUCGGCCGAAGUCGCCGCCGUCAAGGGUGAAGAAGACGCACUUCGGACCACGUCAGAGGACGAAAGCUCGAAGAAAGCUUGCCUGGGGAGAACGCGUGUCGCCGCGUGUGCCAACGAGCGGACGGCCUCCAGGCGAGCCGGCAGGGACGAACACUCGGAGGCAGGCUCGCGACCCGCGAGUGGCAGCGCUGCUUCGUGGGGCGGCUCUGCGCGCGUCACGCCGGUCGGAGCGGACGACGAACGCGAAGAAACAGAAACGUGUCCCCUCUGUCUCGAAGAUAUGGACGAAACAGACCGUGGACUGUUUCCCUGCGAAUGCGGCUAUCAGCUGUGUCUCUGGUGUCUCCAUCACAUUCGGGAGAGACUGGGCAACAAGUGCCCCGCGUGUCGCCGCGAGUACGACGAGAAGAAGUUCAAGUUCAACGAGGAGCGCGUCAACGAAGGAAAAAGGUUGGCGGGGCGUCAACGGGGCGCUCGCGAGAAACAGCCGCAACAGUCGCAGAGCGCGCCUCUUUUGCCUUCGUUCUCGUCUUCUCUACCGUCUCACGCUUCCCACGUCUCGGCGACGCAGGCAGGACGAUCAGGCGCCGCAGGAGCGACGAGUGCCUCCGCUGCCUGGGCUGCUAAUCAGGUCCCCGCCGCUCUGCCUGCGGCCUCCACGAGUCACUGCCAGGCUUCACACGCCUCGCCUGCAGGCGCGGGCGUCUCGGCCAAGGCGGCCGCCGGCGCAGAUCGUCCCAGCGGCGUCGGGAGUCCGUCCAGUGCGGCGGCGCUCAAAGACGUGCGGGUGAUCCAGCGCAGCCUCGUCUACGUUAUCGGCAUCCCUUCGAGCAUUGCGAAGAAAGAAAUUUUGAAACGCACCGAGUUCUUCGGCCAGUACGGAAAAGUUCUUCACAUCGUCAUCAACAAGGCGCAAGGCUACAACAGUGCCUGGGGGGGGCCGUCCUAUGCCGUCUACGUUACCUACUCGACAGUCCCCGAAGCGAUCGCGGCGAUUCAGUCCAUUGACGGAGCCGUCUACGAAGGCCGAACUCUCAAGGCCUCGUUCGGAACAACCAAGUACUGUUCGUACUUCCUCAAGGGCAUAAAGUGCCAAAACCCUGACUGCUUCUAUCUGCACUACCUGGGCAGCGACAAAGACAGUUUCACGAAAGAAGCGAUGAUCAGUGCAAAGCACCAGUUUCUGGACCUGACGCUGCCUACGGACGAAGCGAAGAAGGGAUCCGCAAGCGGGUCUGGACCUGGCGCUCUCGCGUCGCGUUCCGCCUCGCCUCCGGCCUUCGGCUUCCCGGCUGUCUCCGCAGCGGACGCGUCUCUCGGCGACAAGGGCGCGGUCAAGACUUUCGGCUUCCUCUCUCCGGGCUCCGUAUCGGACGAGAGGAAACAAGCGUUUGGAGAAAAGGGCGGAGCGAACAAGGAAAGCCCGCGAACGGGCGAGGCUCUUCUUUCAGCUGAAGGUUCUGGCGACGUGCUGCCCGAGCACGGCACGCCAUCGUCUUCUUCGUGUAAACGGCGCCGCAGUGCGCGCGGCGAGAAGGCCGGAAACGCGCGGUCGAGCUCUGUCUCCGGUUCAGGGCCGGAGACCGACUCGGCGGCCGUCGAGGCCUUGGGCCUCGGCUCCGUGAAGGGCCGUCCGCAGCAUGGCGGAGCGGUUGCGGAUCCAAAGACGCGCAGAGAGGCGCCUGCGGCGUCGUCGCGCGUCGGGGAAAAAGGCGGAACGAGUUGGGCGUCUGUGGCCGCUGGCGGAUUGAAGGCGUCUUUGGGGACAGCGUCGAAGGGCGUGGUCUCUGCACCCCAUGUGGGGCCCGCUCCGGUCGCCAAGGCCCGCGCCACUGCGCCGCUUCCCGCGUCUGGGGAACCGCGCCCCGACGAAGACGAGAAGAAGAAGGGUGAGAAAGGCGAGGGCUUCUCGAAGCGGCAGGCGACCGCCGGGAGCAAGAAGGAGGACGAGAAGGCACUGGAGAAGGUGGACGUCGAGAGUCGCCGGGCGCCUGCGUCUGGAGAGAAGAAGAAGGGAGAUAAGGGAGACUCCGGAGCGCCGGACGAGAAGGGGAAAGAGGGCGAAGGCGGAGACGGCGAGAAGGGACACGACGCGAAGAAGCGAGGGGAGGAGGGCACGGAAGGCCUGCUGUCUCCGCCGAAGCACGCGACGCGCGGCGCGCCCUCCGAUGCGAGAGACGAGAAGUCAGCGCGAUCUCGAGAUCGAGGGCGAAGGCGAUCUACGCAGUCCGUCUCCUCGUCCGAGGGCGGCACGGGACUCGAAGGAGAAAAGGAAGCCCCGAGCGAGGCGGAGGCCCCCAUCGCGUCUUCGGUUGCCUCUGCGGCCGGAUCCAGUCGAGAGGGCCGGCGAUUGUCGACUGAGACGCCCGGGAGCGGGUCGGCACCCGAAAAGCCCCAAUGGAGCGAGGCCUCUCUCGCGGCGUCUUUCCAGGAGACAGACGCACCGGGCUCUGCCGGCGCCGGGACUGGCGACUCGGGGCCGCUGCUGCGGAGCGGCGAGAUACCCAAGCGCGACGGAGGGCGAGGGAAGCGAGACACCGGAGGGCCGUUGGGGCCUUCCCACGGGGCUCCGGUCUUUCCGUCCUCCUCUCACUUCCCCGCGUUGUCGGUCGCCUCUUCCUACGCUGCGGCGCGUCCGCCUGCCUCGUCAGGCAUCCCGACCCCGCCGCCGCUGCAUGCUCCGACUGCGCUCCCACUACCCCCGUACCACCACGGGUCAGUCUCUGAAAUCUUCGCCUCGCGCCCUGGGACCGUCCCGCUGCCGCCUCGCGCGGGAGGUCCGAGUCGCGGCCCUGCCUCUGGGGCCCACCUGUCCGGCUCUGUGGCCAGCAGCGCGUGCGCCAGCCCCGCUACCUUCCACAGCUGCUACCCUUCUUCGCCGUACCAGGUGUUCAGUUACGGCGGACCGUUGCCGCCGAGUGCCGCUCUUCCUUCGUCGUUCUCGCUUGUCGCGUCGGGCGGAGCCCCCGGCCUCCACGACAGAGACAGGGCAGGCCUGCCUGGGCCCGCAGCGGCAGGCGCCGCCUCGGGGACCUCCUCGUUCUCUUCCUUCUCGCCAGGGAUUGUCGGCGCUCGCCCGCUCGCGCACAUGUCUUCGUUUGCUUCUGCCCUCGCAGCUCAGCAGCCGCCGCUGCUCCCAUUGCCGCCGUCGGCGUAUCCGCAGGCUGCCGGCCGGGACGUCGGCGCGGCUUCCUGGUCUCCCGGCCUCUUCUUCUCGCUCGCGCACAGAGGCGCAAGCCCUGAAACCGACGCGCCCGGCGCCUGCGCCAAUGCUAGUAGUGGGGCGACGGCCAGUGCCUCGAGCAGUGCCUCGGCGCAUGCGAACUCGGGGUCAUCUCCCGUCGCAGGUAGCGCGUCUUCCUCGGAGACCAGUCGCGCGCAGAACGCAGGGGGGACGACUCCUGGAGAAGGGGCCCGGGGCCCAGCUGUCUCCGGAGACGGGGCGUCGGCGCCGGUGGAGUCCGGCGGCGCGGGGGACAGUGGAUGCGCAGACAAGCGCGACGAGGCAGGCCGCGGAAAAGGCGACCGUGUGGAAGUCGAGGCGAGAACGGGCUCUCCGUCGUUUCCGUACGCGGCCUUUCCGCCGCUCUCUUUCACGGCGACUCGCUCCAGCGCGGGGGGACCGGCAGCGGGCUCCGAGGCGGGGACGAAGGGGCCAGGAGACUCGGCUGCCGUCGCUGGCCGUUCGGCCCAUGUUGGCGGCGCCGCGGCGCCAAGUGAGGAAGGCAAGCGAGAGACCGAGCCGGCGCCGGGAGGAGACGCGGAAGCGACUGGGACGCGGGACGGCGAGCGACGGGAAGGCGAGAAGGCGGAAGAGGCGCGAGGGCGAGAGAAGGAAGACGAAGAAUUCUUCGACGUCCCCGGCCUCGAUGACAUUCUCGGACAAAUGGUGCCGGGCAUGCCUCCAGGAGACAGUCUCUUAGGCGGGGGCGACGCGGACGGGACUGCACCACGGUCCGACGCGUCUUUCUUCCGACCCUUCGCAUCUUUCCACUCUCCCGUCGCCACGUUGGAACCGUCGCGCGUUCGACCGCAGGACGAGCCUGGCGCGAGCAGCCGGAAACGCGAAGACCGCGACGGGGCUCCGCCCUUUGGCGGGGGCCGUGCCCAGUCGCUGCUUCCUUCCUCGCUCUCGACGCUUCUUCCGGAGCCCCGCGAAGACGAGAGAAGAAACGGGGGGUUCUCCGAUGCGUUCUUCUCGGCCUUUCCCACGUCCCUAUUCGCCUCGAAAGACGUGCUGCCAGUCGCGGGGUUUUCGGAUGCUGCGGACGCGAAUCCGCCUCACAGACCGCUCGGCCGGCUCGGCCGCGAAGACCCAGCUAGCGCAGAUGCCGCGCGCUUCGACGCGUUUCACCCGGCACUAGGGUACGGACGAGAUCGACGAGACGGCAGAGGAGAGAGCGACAGGGAUGGCCUCGCGUCCUCGUCUCCCUUCUUCGCCAGUCUCCUCGCGAAGAAAGCGAGCGGCGCGUACGACGAGCAGGGCGCGGACCCAACGGGCUUCCCGCCGUCGCUGCGGGAGUCUGCGUUCGCGGGGCGCUUCGCGUCGCGAGACGCCCUCAAAACUGCAGAGUUCGCGGCGCAUGCAAGAGGGAACCGUCAGGGCGAAGCGCGCGCGUCUCAGGCAUUCGUGGAGACACAGGAAGACCGGAGUCUGCUGCCGGGCGAAGCCUCCGGGGCAGCGUCGCUCUUCCACCGCGACGACGCAGGCAAACACCGAGGCCGAAACAGCGAGAGAGAAGGUACAGGCGCGUCCCAGGCCGGCCAGGAAGACGGCCGGGCGUUCUUCUUUGCCUUUCCAAGUGCAGGCGGCAGAAAGGAGAAGGACAGGGAGGCUCUCGCUGGUGCGUCCGGAGAAGAACUGGGCGCGCGCGCAGCCGAUCCGAGUCUUCGGCCCUACUCGUCUUCUCUUUCGGGCUCGUCCUCAGCGUCUCACGUUCAAGAGUUCAGCGGGAGGCACGACGGCUCUGUCUUCCGGCCCUUCAAUGCGCCCUCGCUGGCUGCGCCUCGACUUGGAGCCGCCUCGGUCGCGUCUUCGAGCAGACCUGAGGAGGCGUUCGGCGCUUCGUCCGGGGCUCCGCGCGGGGAGGCUUCGACGUCGUCGCUCUCGUUUCUCUCGCGCUUCUCGCAGCAGCGCCACAAGUACCCCUACGUGCCGACGUCUCUGCCGUUUGCGCGCGGGGGCUACGCGGCCGACGGGGACUCUGAGAUGACCUUUGGGCCCGGAGUCGGCGUGUCUCCUCUCGCGGACCACACGGCGCCUUUCCUGCCGCUCCACUCUUCUGGGGCGUCUCUCAACCGAGAAAGAGAGGCGAAAGAAGGCGAACGCCGGGAGGACGCGAGCGUCUUUGCGGCUCUGACUGGAACGGACCUCAAACACCGGCGCGCGAGCGAAGUGCACACCGAAGAGAGAGAGCCGGAGGCUCGAGGCUCGAGGCCAGGGCAGGGCGCAGGUGGCCCUGGAGGCUACAGCGGGCACCAACUACUGCUUCACCUCCAGCAGCAACAUGCGAAGAUUCUCCAGGCGAAGCGGUCGGCUGCGGGCCUGGCCGGCCAGGAGACUCUCGAGGGCGCUUCCGGGGCGUCUCGACCGAGCGAGAGGCGAAAGGAAGACGACGCCGCGCGAGCGCGGGUCUUAGCGCAGAAGAUGCAGACGCCCUCCUCGUUCUUCCCCAAGCUGAGUGAAAAGUGGGCGGGCCGAGGCGAGGAGAACGCGCGCCUGCGGUCUUCGUCCUCAGCCGUGGACUUUGAAAAACGCGAGGGAACCCUCCCGCUGGUCGCAGAGCUGCCUGCGCAACGAGCGCUCGCGAGUGCGGCGGCGGUCAGGGAAGCGAGUGCCUGUGCGCCUGUACAGUGUACGUCGUACCCGGGUGAGGCGUCGGAAGCAAACAGCCACGCGACGCCUGGAGCCGCAGGAGCCGCAGGGGCGUCGAAUCCGAGCAGUGCACGGCUGAACAACAACGCGCUCGCCGUUCUUCUGUCCCUCCUGCCGAACGCAAAUGUGAGCAUCGUCGGGCCCGACGGCUCGGCGUCUUCGACAUUCUGCGCACGGAGUCGAAACAACUCGGUCACCUCCUCGACGUCACUCGCCUCGGCCUCAGUGCUCUCCACGGCUCGACAGAGGGCCUCGUUCGCCUCGCUCGCCAUGCAGGAGCCGCGCGAAGGCCUCGAAGGAGAGAAACCGGCGCCUGCAUGCGCGCGGAGUCUCGCGUCUGCCUCAGCAGGCGCUGCGCUGCCGGGAGUUCUCGGCGCCGACCCUGCAGCCUUGGGGAGACGAGUGAGUGAAGGCGAGGGCACUGAGAGGACGGAGAAGGAGAAGUCUUCGAAGGAAGAAGUCCGAACUGAGACCGCCAGCGACGGCGCGUCUGCCGCCUUCCCGCUGUCUCCCUCUGCCUUUCCGCCGCUCUCCAGCAGCCACACGACCGGGAAAAGAUCAAGUGCCGCGAGUGCAGUUAGUGCCCCGAGUGGAGGAAGCGCGACAGCAAGGUCUGUCGAUUCCUCAGCCUCAGGUGCGUUGCGCAGCUCUGCCGACUCGGUCCUGCGCCGACCUGCGUCGGGAGGAUCCACUUAUUCUUCGCUGAGUGCGGCGAAGCGUCCGGGACUGUUGCCGUCGGGGCGGGCUCCCCAGGUGGGUUCUGCGGGCGAGAAGCCGUCGGUGUUUUCUGCGUUUUCGUCCUUCUCGUCGUCCUCGUUCUUGUCCCCCUUUUCUUCGUCGACCUUUUCGCCCUUCAGUUCCACGCCUGGGCCCCACACCUUCGGCGCAGUCCGGGAGGAGACAGGCGGUCUCAAAGGGGAAAAGAAAGACAGGGCGCGCGAGAAGGCCGCUCGAGGUUCGGGCGACGGAGCGCCGGGGAGCGCGGAGACCCUGGCUGCGCGCAGAGGGACGGACGAAGAGAAAGGAGACAGAGGGGACAACGCCCUCGCCGCCGCAGGCAGACGGUCGUCGGGUGUCGCGCCCGCGACGGAGCGCGUGGACACGGAGAAGACCCUAGACAAGAGCCGCGGUGAGGAGAGAGAAGAGGGUGAGAGAGGAGACAAGGAGCGCGAAGGCACAUCCGACCGGGAAGGGAAGAAGCCCGCGGGGAAGGAGAACGAAGACGAGAAACGGCGGGAGAACAGCCCCGGAACGGGUCGGAAGAAGAAAGACAAGGAAGACAGGCGCUACUCUGACGGAAGCAAAAACGGGGCUCUCGCGCCGCAGGCCAACCGCCCGGGCGCAAAGGAGGGUCGGCAACGGACCAGGCAUCGGUAA
Messenger RNA from Neospora caninum, 7932 nucleotides. RefSeq lists its product as hypothetical. The transcript has 8 exons. Gene Ontology annotation, cellular component: CCR4-NOT complex. Gene Ontology annotation, molecular function: RNA binding; ubiquitin-protein transferase activity. Gene Ontology annotation, biological process: protein ubiquitination. Lineage: Eukaryota; Apicomplexa; Conoidasida; Eucoccidiorida; Sarcocystidae. Bases 1 to 7932 code for a protein of 2643 amino acids. The record is from RefSeq and is a predicted model, not a curated record.